UAGGCAACAACAACAAUAAUAAAGUUUACGAUCUGUAUAGAUAUACCUUUAUGGGUCUUUAAUCUAGUAUGAGUACUGAGCAGUAUGAUGUAGUUUAUUAUUAAUUAUUAUACAUGAUAUGUGUAUGGUGAUCAUCUCGUUGUAUUCUGUUGGAAACUUGUAAGUUCUAUGUUAAAAGUUAAGUAUGAAAUCAUAGCAAGUAUUAGUGGUAACAGUCUUUGCCUUGGAGACAUAAAAAUCUUCGCUGUCAUCACCGUAAAUCUGUUUGUUGAUGAUAAAAAUUAAAACCAUCGGAACCGCAAUAGAUCUAGUCAAUUUUCCAUUUUUUAUGGCCGUCCAUCAUUGAUCGACACGUUUGUGUGCUGCCAAAUUAUCAAACAACUAACAUUUUGACCAGAUAUUUCGAUUGACCAAUGAGUCUGUAUCACCAUUGGACUGGUUGAAAGAAUAUAGAAUAUAGUUGAUGUAUAGCACAUAAGUGCAUAUUUAUACUCCAAUACCUACAUCUACAUAAAAUUGUAAGAUGUGUUCAAAUAAAAAUACACCUAGAAUCAUGGUUUUCAGACCAACAUGGAGUGAAUUUCAAAAUUUUAGUAGCUACAUUGAAUUUAUGGAGUCACAAGGAGCACACAAAGCUGGUGUGGCAAAAGUUAUCCCACCACCUGAAUGGAUUCCAAGAAAAAAAAGUUAUUUCGAAAAUGAUAUUAUGAGUUUAAAAAUUCCAGCUCCUAUCUGUCAAGUUGUACAAGGUAAACAAGGUCUUUAUCAACAACUUAAUAUACAAAAAAAACCUAUGACAGUAGCAGAUUACAAAGUAAUGGCAGAGUCUGAUGAAUAUAAGACACCUAUCCAUUUUGAUUUUGAUGAUCUUGAAAGAAAAUAUUGGAAAAAUAUUAUUUACAAAUCCCCAUUAUAUGGUGCAGAUGUAUCUGGAUCUAUUACUGAUAAAGAUGUUAAUGUUUGGAAUAUUAACAAACUGGGCACAAUAUUGGAUUAUGUAAAUGAAGAUUAUGGUAUUAGCAUUGAAGGUGUAAAUACAGCUUAUCUUUAUUUUGGUAUGUGGAAAACCUCAUUUGCAUGGCAUACUGAAGACAUGGAUUUAUACAGUAUAAACUAUAUACAUGAAGGAGAACCAAAGACAUGGUAUGCAAUACCCCCAGAACAUGGUCGCCGCUUAGAAAGAUUGGCUACUGGCUUUUUUCAAUCUGAUGCUUCAGCAUGCUCUGCUUUUCUUAGACAUAAAAUGACAGUUAUAUCUCCUCAUAUGUUAAAACAAUAUUCCAUACCAUUUAAUAAAAUAACACAAGAAAAAGGUGAAUUUAUGAUAACUUUCCCUUUUGGAUAUCAUGCUGGUUUUAACCAUGGCUUUAAUAUGGCUGAAUCGACAAACUUUGCAUCACCUCGUUGGGUAGAGUAUGGUAAAAGAGCUUCACAAUGUCAUUGCAGACCAGAUACUGUAAAGAUCAGUAUGGAAACAUUUGUUAAGCGUUUACAACCUGAAAAAUAUGAAUUAUGGCUUCAAGGAAAUGAUGUUGGCACUCAUCCAGAAGAUCCUUAUCGUACUAUAGCAGCACCCUUACCUAGUACUUGUGACUUAUUAUGCAAUAAGAACAAUACAGGCGUUCCAAAACUUUAUAUUGAAGCUGGUAGAAAACGUCAUCCUGUCACUCAUAAACUCUCAGAUUCUGAAUCAUCUUAUGAUAUGACACAUGAAAAUAAAGCUGUAGAGGUACCUUUGUCAACAAGUGUACAAGAGUUUGAUGUAAAGGAAUAUGAAGAUGAACUCAAUGAUGAACAGAGAGAAGUAAUGGAAGAUAUAUGGCUAAAAGCUAACGAAAUGGAUGUCACUGAAGUAUCAUAUAAUAAUGGAAGAUCUAGACUUUUGAGUAAAAAACAUACAAUCUUGGAAGAUAUAGAAUUUACAAGUGAUAGUGAUUAUUGUGAUAGUUCAGAAAGAAGAAGAGCCAAGAAAAGAAAGUCUAAAAAACGAGAAACCAAAAAGAAACCAAAAUCUAAAAAAAGUAAAACUUCAAAAUCGACUGAGAAAAAAAGUAUUGCUCCUAAUGAAACAGUUAAUCAGAUAGAUUCAACAACCAUUAGCUUCAAAGGAAAUGAUAAUGCUAUUAAAAAAUUAACAAGUAUAUCACCUAUAAAUUCUGCGAGUCUUAAUUCUAUAGGUAUUAAAAGAAUUACAGAAGAAACUCGGGUGAAUAAUUAUCUCAAAAGAAAUAUUAAAAAUUCAACAGUUUUCAACAGUACUUUGAAUGAUUGUUUAUUAUCUAAAAAAAGUGACAGUGUUAAUAAUAAUGGGAAUUCAAAUGUUGUUAUAUUAAAACCAUUUUUACCAAUUAAAUCAGAAAUGCCACAAAAUUCAUCUCUUACUAAUUUAACUACCCACAAAAAUACGAAAAAUCAACCUCUUAUGCCAUCAAGAUUUUUAACUGCAAAUUUACAAUUAGUAGAUAUAAAAUCUACACCAACAUUUUAUCAACCAACUCUUAAACCUAUAGAGAUUAAAGACAAUGAAGAAUAUAGAAUUGAAGAUAUAUCUAAUAUCAGUGAUUUGGUACACAAUCAUUGCUCAUUUGAGAUUGAACAACUGUUUAAUGUAUUUAAAAGUAUGAAUGAACCCCAUUGUUCAUUAUGUAUGAUGUUUAAUCCUAAAAAGUUAACUUUCAACUUGGAUUGGCAAAUCAAAGCGAGAUCUUUUAUGCGUCCAAAGUUACCCAACUUGCAGAAUCCUAGCAAAGUGUUAUUUAAACAUGCACUUUGUGGCAGUGAAAAAGUUUUUAAGGCAGACCUCAUAAGAUGUGAAAAAUGUUAUUUGACUGUUCAUAAAGUGUGUUAUGGCAUUAAUGUAGACACAAGUAAACAUUGGUUGUGUGAUCGAUGCAUGAAAAAUGCUAUAGUUGCUCGUUGUGCAUACUGUCCAUUAAAAGGUGGGGUUCUGAAACAAUUUAAAAACAAUGUAUGGUCACAUGCUGAAUGUCAUCUUUUAGUACAUGGCAGUUAUCCAUUAACUAUCAAAACUUUUACGACAGCCUCUAUAAUUGAUCAAAAGUGUAUAAUAUGCAAUUUAUCUUCUGGCAAUUGUUUUCGUUGUUCUGAAGGCAGUUGCGAUGCUUGGUUUCAUAUUUCUUGCGGAAUAUUUACUGGAUUUGAUUUCCGAACUGAGAGAAACAGUGAUCAUAUUUUGAUCCAUUGCAAUGAUCACUUAAAUUUUCCAAAUAAAGAAAAGAUAAUUCAUAUAAACCAAAAAAUUUGGGCCAGGCACUGUAAACAUAAUAGGAUCUCUGAAUGUCAAAUUGUCAAAAUUGAUGAAACUCCUUUUUGCGUUGUAAAAUUUAAUGAUGGUACAAUAUCAGACAGUAUUACAUUAAAAGAGAUAAAGAAAAAUGCAAAUGAUCUUCCAGCCAUUAACAAAGAAAUAAAUUUAAGUUCUGGUGACAAAGGCUUAUUCCUGGGAUUGAAUUAUAAACCUACAUAUUUAGUUAAAUUUAACGAUGGAACAUUUGGCUAUAUAGAUCCUAACGCUAUAUACAGUAACGAUGAACAUCUUAUGAACCGUUUAAAACUGCAAGCUAAACGUGGGUUAGCUAAGUAUCAAAAAGAUAAGAAAAUAAUUGAUAUUUUAUAAAUAUGUUUUAUAUCAUAAUUAAUUAUUUAUUUAAUUUGAAAA
Messenger RNA from Melanaphis sacchari, 3679 nucleotides. Its product is annotated as lysine-specific demethylase 4C-like. Gene Ontology annotation, biological process: chromatin remodeling. The transcript is spliced from 16 exons. NCBI's taxonomy places the organism in Eukaryota, Metazoa, Arthropoda, Insecta, Hemiptera, Aphididae. Gene Ontology annotation, cellular component: nucleus. Bases 524 to 3637 code for a protein of 1037 amino acids. The record is from RefSeq and is a predicted model, not a curated record. Gene Ontology annotation, molecular function: histone H3K36 demethylase activity; histone H3K9 demethylase activity.